Rhineura floridana is the source of this 4435-nucleotide messenger RNA. RefSeq names its product tight junction protein 2 (gene TJP2). Lineage: Eukaryota; Metazoa; Chordata; Lepidosauria; Squamata; Rhineuridae. Gene Ontology annotation, cellular component: bicellular tight junction; plasma membrane. The record is from RefSeq and is a predicted model, not a curated record. The coding region runs from base 210 to 3758 and encodes 1182 amino acids. Gene Ontology annotation, biological process: cell-cell junction organization; protein localization to cell-cell junction; cell-cell adhesion. The transcript has 23 exons. Gene Ontology annotation, molecular function: cell adhesion molecule binding.
AGGGAUGCAGGAGCGGAGGGGGAAAUAUUGGGACACCUGAACAGUAUGGGUAUUUUCUUCCCGAGUUUAAAGUGGUUUUGAGGAGUUGAAGAGUGUGGAGUAGCCAGCCUUUUUCUCAGUGUUUGUAAGAAUCGAGGGCCGGGGCCGGGGAGGGAGACUUUUGAUUUUUUUUUAUUUUCAACCCUUCCCCUCAAGGGACAGCCCCAGAGAUGCCGGUGAGAGGAGGCGAUCGUUUGCUGCAUUCAGGCCCACUGCUCUCACCUUGGUUUGGGGCCCCAGGCAUGGAAGAGCUGAUAUGGGAACAGUAUACAGUGACCUUACAAAAGGACUCAAAGCGAGGAUUUGGGAUUGCAGUUUCUGGUGGCAGAGAUAACCCUCAUUUUGAAAAUGGCGAAACAUCCAUAGUUGUGUCAGAUGUCCUUGCAGGUGGCCCAGCAGAUGGAUUACUUCAAGAGAAUGAUAGAGUGGUUAUGGUUAAUGGUACACCCAUGGAAAAUGUGCCCCAUUCUUUCGCAGUGCAGCAGUUAAGGAAAAGCGGGAAAGUGGCUGUCAUUGUAGUAAAAAGACCUCGUAAAGUGCAGCUCCCAGCUGUUAGAAGGAGCCCUUCUCUUGAUUAUGACUACCGGGCCUUUGAUGUCAUGGAUGAUCGUGCAGAAUUUGAUGGUAGAAGUGCUCAAAGUGGCUAUAGCGAAAGGAGCUGGCAUAGUGGGAAUGCAGGCCGUAGCCAGAGCUGGGGAGACAACCUUGACAGGGGCUACAGAACUGGCCGGGAGAGGGGGCGCUACCACAGCAGAGAGCGCAGCUACAGCCGGGACCGAAGUCGGGGCCGGAGCAUGGAUAGAGAAAGAAGCUUGGACCGUGAAUACCAAAGACCCCAAAGCAGAGGCAGGAGCGUUGAUAGAAUUGAUGCAUAUGACCGUGGUUAUGAUGGUGGUCGGAGUCUGUCAAGAGAUUAUAGCUGGAGAUCUCGUCCUGAAAUGCCUCAUGAGAAGGAAGCAAGGGGCGGCAGCAGGGACCGGCUUAAUUCCCGCAGUCCUUCACUUGAAUUGCAACACCAGUAUGAAUAUGGAGCACACCAAGACCCAAAUGGCCCAGUUAACGUUCUCCUCACAAAAAGCAGAUCAAAUGAAGAAUAUGGCCUUCGACUUGGUAGUCAGAUUUUUAUCAAGGAAAUGACCAGUAUUGGGCUCGCAACCAAAGAUGGCAAUUUGCACGAAGGGGACAUCAUUCUCAAAAUCAACGGUACAGUGACAGAGAAUAUGUCCUUAUUUGAUGCCAGAAAAUUGAUUGAGAAAUCUAGAGGAAAACUCCAGUUGGUUGUCAUGAGGGACAGAAAACAAACACUAAUCAACAUUCCUUCCCUGCAUGACAGUGAUUCGGAAAUAGAAGAUAUUUCCGAAAUAGAGUCAAACAGGUCUUGCUCCCCUCCGGAUGGCAGAAGAUUGCACCAUUCUGAUUUAGAGUCUCAUUCUUCUAAUGAAAAGCUAAAGCAAAAACCAAGUGCAAAAGAUCCAACAAACAGACUAUCCAAAAUGGGAGCAAUGCCCACUCCUUUUAGGUCAACUGGUGAUCUCACUGCUGCAUUAAUCCCAGAGACAAACAAUGAAUCCAAGUACCAAGAUGAUCCUCCAGUUGCUCAACCAAAGCCAAUCCCAAGAACAUUUCUUCAGCCGAGUCCUGAAGACCUAGCAAUAUAUGGUCCUGGUACAAAGAUGGUGAAGUUCAAGAAAGGAGACAGCGUGGGUAUCAGGUUGGCUGGUGGGAAUGAUGUAGGAAUAUUUGUUGCUGGAAUUCAAGAAGGCACCUCUGCAGAACAGGAAGGUCUACAAGAAGGAGAUCAGAUUCUUAAGGUAAACACUCAAGACUUCAGAGGUAUCAUUCGGGAAGAUGCUGUUCUGUACCUGUUGGAAAUUCCCAAAGGUGAUAUUGUGACAAUUCUGGCCCAGAGCAAAUAUGAUGUUUAUAGAGAUAUAACGGCCUGUGGCAGAGGGGAUUCUUUCUUCAUAAGGACCCAUUUUGAAUGCGAGAAAGAAACCCCACAAAGCUUAGCAUUUACCAGAGGGGAUGUCUUCAGAGUGGUCGAUACACUUUAUGAUGGAAAACUAGGUCACUGGCUGGCUGUGAGAAUUGAGAGUGAAUUGGAAAAGGGUCUGAUUCCAAAUAAAUGCAGGGCUGAACAGAUGGCCAGUGUUCAAAAUGCUCAAAGAGAUGGCUCCAGUGACAGGGCAGAUUUUUGGCGGAUGCGUGGCCAACGGUCCGGAAUGAAAAAGAAUCUAAAGAAGAGCCGUGAAGAUUUGACAGCAAUUGCGUCCGUUAGCACAAAAUUUCCAGCCUAUGAACGAGUUUUGCUCCGGGAGGCUGGUUUUAGGAGGCCUGUAGUGCUGUUCGGUCCCAUUGCAGAUGUAGCAAUGGAGAAGUUGUGCAAUGACUUGCCUGAGCUGUUUCAAGCUGCAAAAACAGAACCUAAAGAUGCAGGUUCAGAGAAGCCCACUGGUGUUGUGCGUUUGAAUACUGUGAGACAAAUUAUUGAGCAGGAUAAACAUGCCCUGUUGGAUGUGACUCCAAAAGCUGUGGAUCUGUUAAACUACACCCAGUGGUUUCCAAUUGUAAUUUUUUUCAACCCAGACAGCAGACAGGGUGUAAAAAUAAUGCGGCAAAGGUUGAUUCCCACAUCUAACAAGAGCUCACGGAAGCUUUAUGAUCAAGCAAACAAGUUGAAGAAGACUUGUUUGCAUCUUUUUACAGCUACCAUCGAUCUAAAUUCAGCCAAUGAUGGUUGGUAUGGCAGCCUGAAAGAUACUAUUCAGCAACAACAGAAUGAAGCAGUUUGGGUUUCAGAAGGAAAGCUGGAAGGAAUGGAUGAUGACAUCGAAGACCGUAUGUCAUACUUAACAGCUAUGGGUGCUGACUAUCUGAGCUGUGACAGCCGACUGGUCAGUGACAUGGAAGACACAGAUGGAGAAGGUGGUGCAUAUACAGACAAUGAGCUUGAUGAGCCAAUCAGUGAGCCCAGAGUUUCUUCAAUUAGUCGGUCCUCUGAGCCUGUGCAGCAUGAGGAGAGUUUAAGGAAAUCCAGCCCAGAACCAAGAACUCAGAUGAGAAGAGCUGUUAGCAGGGAAGUUCUGAGAGAUCCCAGCCCACCUCCGGCAUUCAAGCCUGAACCCCCUAAGGGUAAACUGCAAAACAAAGAAGAUCCAUAUGAUAUCCCUAAGAAUUAUGAAGCCAGAACAAACAGCCCUAAUGGUGGUAGCACUGAAACGUCUGGAGUACCAGCUAAAGUAGCUCCUCCCCCUAUAGCCAUCAAACCUACUUUUGGGCGUCCUAUAUUGAAAUCCUCUCAGCCAUCCAUUCCACCAACUGAAGUGGAGGAUAAAUCUGAGGAAGGUGUACAAGAACAAGAGAACACAACAAAAUCUGUGCUGGGAAAAGUUAAAAUAUUUGAGAAAAUGGACCACAAAGCAAGGCUUCAGAGAAUACAAGAACUGCAAGAAGCACAAAAUGCCAGGGUGGAAAUAGCUCAAAGACACCCAGACAUUUAUGCUGUCCCAAUCAAAAUACAGAAACCAGAGCAGAGCUGGACUCAGACUGCCAGUUCCAGAGCUCCAGAGCCUCAGAAACCACCUGGUAGACCUUAUCUAGAUAAACAAGAAGGUUAUGGCAGUGAUGCAGAAGAAGAAGAAUAUCGACGGCAGCUAUCUGACCAUUCUAAACGUGGAUAUUUCGGACAACCAUCUAGAUACAGGGAUACAGAAUUAUAGUCUUAUUGGCAGCCAAAGCUAUUGCAUUGAGUCACACUUGCAAAGCCAAACUGGAGCACUGGUUACUUUCAAAAGGUAUAUGUAUAUUUGGGGUUACUGAUGAAUGCAAGAUGUAUUUACACACUGGAAUAGCCAAUAUGAGUAUUGGAGGGAAUGAAUCACUGUUGCCCAAAUGCUGUUGCCUAUUUUACAAAAGGACCAAAAUCUAUUUUUAAUGUUUGCAUUAAUUCCUGGCAUUUAUGUAUUUUUAACUUCUUCUCUUCCUCAUUAAAAUUGCCUUUUUAACUAUUUUAAUUAUUGUGACAUGAUGGAAGCUUGACGAAAAGCACAGCGCUUUAGUGCAAAGGAAACAAAAUAAGUGCCUUUCUAAUGAAGUGUCUUCAAUUGUUCUCUAACAUCUGAUGCUUGUGCAAAGCCAUAAUGUUUCUGUUACCUAAGUUUUGUAUGUUUCAUGUCUAUCAUAUUCCCCUUGGAUGUUAUUUUUCUACUUUAAAUAGAGCUGUGUAAAUUUUUUCAUAAGCAUUUACUGUACAUAUGAAAUGGUUACUCUGUAGGCUGGCUGCUACAAGACCAGGGUGCCCCAAGACCGAGACAAUUAUGUAGAAAAUAAAAUGAGAUUAUUUGUGUCUUAAAUCUUUUCAUGAGUAAUGACAAAAUAAAGGGAUAUAUUCUACAAA